Messenger RNA from Lates calcarifer (barramundi perch), 1880 nucleotides. Its product is annotated as retrotransposon-like protein 1. Gene Ontology annotation, cellular component: plasma membrane. The record is from RefSeq and is a predicted model, not a curated record. The transcript is spliced from 5 exons. Lineage: Eukaryota; Metazoa; Chordata; Actinopteri; Centropomidae. The coding region runs from base 475 to 1101 and encodes 208 amino acids.
CAAAUUAGCAUGUCUUCCUCUUUCCAUAAAUAAUCUGACAUCUUUUUGACUGCACUCUCCACCACACCCUGCUUGAUUUUCGUCUCUAAUCUGUGUUCUCACCCCAACUCAGCCUCCACCUUCCACAAGUACCCUAAAUGUCACCAGUCAGUCCCACACUAGUCUUCGUGUUCUCGUGCUGUCUGGCUCCUCGGACGUUAUCUCCUGCUCACAACUUUGGAAACCAACAAUGCUGUGAGCAGUCUGCUAGCUUCCUGUCAUUCCAGCGCAGAUAGUUUUAAAGUCAAACAAGCUAAAGGCAAUACAGACUUCCUGUUAUACCUCCAGCAUCCUGAAUGUAAAUGUGCCAAUGGAUCUCCCUCUCAUGAAAACUUCACAGCUGCUUUGAAAGUGCAAGACCUUAUAAUCAGCCUGUUAACUCUGUGGCCGACCCAGUGGAUUUUUUCUAUUCAACAGGAAAUUUACUAAAGAGGCAUGGAUUCUGGCAGCUCCACUAAGACUGUCCUGGUCCUUUUCUUUUGCCUAGUAGGCCUGAUUUUUUUGCUGAUCUUCUUGUACAAGAAGUUGAACAAAGAGGCUAAUGGAGAAUACACCAUCCGUCGCAUGGUUUAUAAGGAAGGAGGGGUCAGGGACCGGGUGAGGGGCGCAGCAUUAGCUCUGGAGACACGUCUCGGAGUCCAGAUAUGGCCUCGAGGUGAUUCAGAGGAGGAUGGAGAGGAAAUGCAGGAGGUCCAGGAUGAGGAGGGACAGGUGGAGGAGGGCGGGAGCCAGGGGAGCGACAGCGAGAGAGAAGACCAGGAUGAGGACGAGGAGGAGGAGGAGGGGAAUAAUGGGGAGCACUGUAGCAAGACAGAGGGAAAAGGAGAUGACACCCCAGCUGAUAACACAAGUGUGGAGGGUUCGGAGCCAGAUGAGGAGACCAGGCUAACGGACAAGCCAGAGGCAAAGGAAGAGGAGGAGAAGAGGGAGGAGAAAGUAGGAGAAGGGGCAGGUAAAGGGGAAGCAAGUGGAGGGGCUGGACUGUUGAUAGACCUAAAGCAGUUCUCUGGAAGUGCCAUCUGGUCUGAAGAAGGUGAGGGUAAGGAUGUGACUGCACUGUGAGUACAGAAAUAUGAAAUACAAAAAAGGAAAUAGGAGAAGCCUUCUGACAGGAAUACAAUUUUGAUGUAGAAAUACCUAUAAAACAUCCAUCUUGUGUACAUUUUUAAUUACAGAAUGCAAACUAAAAAAAAAAAAAAACCUAGACACAAUAAAGAAAAUGGCAGCUGUGGCCAUGGUCUGAAUUCCACUUCCUGUUGAGGCAUUGUGAUAGAAGGCUGAUGAAUGAAGCUGUUGAAGGUUUACUUUCUUUAUUGUAAAACUGACUCAGUCAGUUAAGAAAUUAAACUUUGUAUUAUUGUGUCAGCCUGUUGCAUGCCGUGUAUUGUGAAGUGUAGCGUAUGUUUUUUAUGUUUACGCUUUAAUUUUUUCUUUAUUAUACUGUAAAAAUAAAAACAGAAAAAUAAAAACAGACUUUAAUGUGUUCUUUUUCAAUUAAUCUAUUAAUUUGAAAAACAUCACCUUUGACCCUGGGAAUAUGUUUUUUUCAUUAUUUUUCCCUGCAUAUAAUGGACCAAAUGACUAAUUGAGCAGGCAAUUAGCAAAUUAUCACUAAUGAAAUGAACAGUUAGUUACAGUCUUGGUCAUAUCACUGUAGGUAGGAGUUAAACUUUCCAUUAAGUGACAUUUCAGAAAAGGUGGUAAUGCUACAUAGUUGCCUAAAGUGUGGUUUUAUGAAAAGUUCAACAUCAGUCACACAGUGUAUUAAAUGUAUAACAUAACUGUAACAUUAAGUUCUGUAUAUGUAUAAUGUUUGACAUGACAAAUAAACUUUUUUUUUU